Molecule: messenger RNA, 3494 nt
Organism: Temnothorax curvispinosus
Lineage: Eukaryota; Metazoa; Arthropoda; Insecta; Hymenoptera; Formicidae
Gene: Pex5
Product: peroxisomal targeting signal 1 receptor
Exons: 8
Coding region: 368-2242 (624 amino acids)
Biological process (GO): protein import into peroxisome matrix, docking
Cellular component (GO): peroxisomal membrane; cytosol
Molecular function (GO): protein binding
Source: RefSeq, a predicted model, not a curated record
UCUCUCUUUUCUCUUUCUCUCCCUCUCGCCGUCCUCGCCGAUCUAUUGCGCGCGUUCGAUCAUUAGCGAGAGUGCCGAGAGUCCAGUCCUCGUCCUCGUAUCUCCUGACUCCUCUCCCUCCUCCAGUUGUUCCGGUACAAAGUCUCGAUCAUCAAAAUCUUGCUGUCUAUUCUGGAACGCACGUCACAAUAACUCGGAGUGUAUCACAACAAGGACGGGAAGAACGUGGGUGGUGACGAAACACCGAGACCGAGGUGAUUCCGUUAAUUGUCGUUUUUACGCGUCUGUGGCGGGCAGGGACGGCCCCGACGAAAUUGGCUGACUAACGCCAAACUUCGCACGCGGAAGCCAGUAACGAUAUAAAAAGAUGGCAUUUCGUGAGUUAGUGGAAGGUGACUGCGGAGGUCCCAGUCCCCUGACACGUUUGACGUCGCACUAUGUGCAAGAUCAUGGCUUCAAGGAGGAAGGAAUUCGUCAACCAUUCAGUUCGGCAGAGGCUUACCAAGUACCGGACGCAGAUCAGUUGGUUCAACAGUUCUUGGGGGAGUCCGCUUGCCCGCAGACGUUUCGAAUGGACAAUCUACUGCAGGAAAUGAGGGAGAUCGAUCAGGCUAAUCAUCCUCCAAAAGCUGGGCCGCAGAUUAUGAAGGAAUUAAAGAGCGACAUGGACAAAGCUUGGGAAAAUUCGUACCUUACAUCUAAGACUCUAGACGAACUGCAGGCGGACAAUAUAUGGAACGAAUCUGUAUUACCUGUUCAAGAUCAAGAGAAAGACGCGGAUCUCGACAGGAUUAAUCAAUAUGGUCUGGAUCCAAAAUGGGCAGAAGAUUUUCUAGAAUGUAAUACGAAUACCGUACGUGACGGUACCGACAAAAAUGAAGCCGCGCAAGCUAAGGAGGACAACGAUCCAAAUUUUGCGUAUUCAAAGUUUAUGAAAUUUAUGGCACAAGAAGGUGACAUUCCAAUAGAAACCAGUCAAACGGCAAAUCUGAAUGGUACAAGCGAAGAAUGGAUAGAACAAUUUAUAGAUAAUGAUGCAACUAGUCUCGUCAACGAUGACAAUACAGUGUCGAAUGACGAUACAGUGUUGAAUAAAGUAGAAGAGGAAUUAGAAGCUGCGGGUACAUGGGUAGACGAAUUUACAAAGAAAAAUCCUGUUACGGAAGAAAAUAUAGAGUCAUUAUGGAAGCGAUUUCAAGACGAAUGGGACAAGAUCUCUGCAGAUGGACUCUCCUCCACGCACCCGUGGGUAUCAGAAUUCGACACAUAUUAUGAUCCGUUUAAUAAAGAAUAUGAUUUCUGUGAGACAAACCCUAUGAAAGAUUUGCCAAAUGCAUUGGAAGAAGGCAAGAGACGAUUAGAGGCGGGAGAUUUACCAAGCGCUGUACUCUGUUUUGAAGCUGCUGCCCAACAGGAUGAAAAUAACGUUGAAGCCUGGCUACUCCUUGGCAAAACACAAGCCGAGAACGAGCAGGAUCCUUUGGCCAUCUCUGCUUUAAAUCGUUGUCUGUGUUUGGAUUCAUCUAACAGCGUUGCUCUCAUGGCAUUAGCAGCUUCUUAUGCAAAUGAGUCUUAUCAAAAGCAAGCUUGUCUAACAUUAAAGGAAUGGUUACUGAAGAAUGAAAAAUACAACCAUCUUGCAGGUUCAGAACCUAAUCUUAACAAAGAAGAACAUUCGAAUUUGAGCGUGUCUACUUUAUUAUACGACAAAGUAUAUGAUGAAGUCAAAGAUCUGUAUAUUCAAGCCGCAAGAAUGAAUCCUACGGAUGAAAUCGAUGCGGACGUACAGUGUGGAUUAGGUAUAUUGUUUAAUUUAUCGAACGAUUACAACAAAGCUGUGGAUUGUUUCCAAGCAGCGUUGCACGUGCGUCCUGAUGAUUCCAGAUUGUGGAAUAGAUUGGGUGCCACUUUAGCUAAUGGUCAGCGAUCGGCGGAAGCUGUAAAUGCGUAUCAUCGUGCCUUAGAAUUAUCGCCUGGAUUCAUUAGAGCACGUUACAAUUUGGGCAUAUCUUGCGUUAAUCUUGGAGCAUAUAAAGAGGCAGGCGAGCAUCUUUUGACAGCAUUGAAUCAACAAGCUGCAGGGAGAGGCCCACGAGCUAGUAACGUACCUCCUAAAGCAAUGUCAAACACAAUAUGGUCUACGUUAAGAUUAGUUAUAUCGUUGAUGCAUAAAUAUGAGUUGAUGGAAGCUAUAGAAAACAGAGAUUUGUCAAAACUGAACAGGGAAUUUGAAAUAAUGUAGACGGGCGCAAAUGCAUUGAAGAUUCAUACAACGGUUCAUUUUUAUAUGGAUUUUAUAUGGAUUAUUCAGGAAUACAUUUGGAUUAGGUAAUCAACCAAAAAUAAUAAAACGUUUUUUUCAAUACGUUCUUCAAACAUUUAGCAAAAUUAAAUUCUAGAAUAUUUAGUCAACUAAACACAGAAAAUGUAUAUACAGAUGUGCAAGACGUUCAAGAUAUUGAGUUAUCGCACUUUUAUUGUACGUAUUGUACCGAUUCUUUAACUUUGAUAUCCUGUAUAUAUAAGAAAUAUAAAACUGGGACAAUUAGCUCAUUUAUCAUUAACACUAAACAACAUGAAUAACAGUUUAAUAAUAUUUCAGGGCAAUUUAUUAUAGCCAUAGAAAUUUGUUAACAUCUUACAUUCCUAAUAUCUAUUUUUAUUUUUAUGAAAAUAGUAGGUAUAAAUAUAUAUUUUAUAUCUAUUGCGAAACUGUUAAGAUUGUAUCACAUUUAUUUCUAUUGAAAAUAUUCAAGUUGCUCAAAUUUGGAUCUUGUUAUACAGAGUGUCUCAGGUUUUUUGGUAUAAACUUUAGUAAUAUAUUCUAUGAAAUAGAAUAUCAGAAAUAAGAAAGAGAAAUGUUGUAUAAAUAUAGAUCUCAAAAUGCUUUAUUAGAACGUUAUCGUAAAAGUCAGAAUUUCGUAUUGAAGAAAUAAUAACGGUCUUGCCAUAGAUAUGUAACAUGCCAUGUACAUAAGUGAUACACCGUUCGAUGAUGUUUAUCUCAUCUGCUUCUUCGUGCUUACUAUUUGAAAUGAUUGAAGGUAAUCAUGAAAACUUGUAUGAACUACUAGUAAUGAACAGUAUCUCGUAAAAUAUUGUCCCAAAAUGCUGUGAGUUUUAACAAACGAAGAAUACACGGAUAUUUAUUUUAUAUUCAGGUUGGUGUACAGGGAAUGUAAAGGCUUCUGUUAGAGAAUAUCAAUGAAGAUUUCCUAACAGAAGAGUGCUGCAUCAUACAGUCUUUACCAAUGUUUAUUUGCAAUUAUGUUUGACGAGUUCAAAUUCCUACGGUAGUAAGUUCCAUAUUACAUCGAUGUAUAGUUUAUAUUGACAUAGGCUGGCGGCACUUUGAAAUGCAAACUUAAGUAAAAUUGUUUCUUAUACAUCUCGUAUUUUUGCUAUAACUUUCUAAUAAAGCAUUUUGGAGCGUAUGUUUAUGUAACAUUUCUUUCUUAUUUCUGCUAAUAGAACAUAUUACUAAAGUUUGUACG